CAGAGUCUACAAUUUGGAUGAAAGAAUCACUGGAUAUAUUAAAUGCUUCAGAAGGGACAAUAGAAUGUUGGUCACUACAAAAGGAUACUGGAGAUAACAGAGAAAUUGGAAAUGGAAGUGAUGAAUUUUCAUUCCAACAAUCAAGCAGCACUAGUGAACAACAUUUUCAUCAGAAAAAUAGGUUCAAGAGUUAUCAAGAUACACUUCAACAAGAUGAGCAAGAACAUUUUGUCAUCUUGGAUGCAAACACUCUUGUGCAUGCACCACAAUACACUGCUCAGAACUCCAACAACCAGGACUAUCAGGAAUCAUUUGAGUGUUCUCAGUGUAAUUCAAAGUUUCAAUCACAUUUGAGUUUAUCUGAGCAUCAUUGUUCUGAUGGUGGGAAAGUUUCAAAAGAAAUGCAGUCCUUAUGGUACCGUUGUCACCAGUGCAAUAGAUCCUAUGCAUUGAAAGGAAGCCUUGCAAGACACUUAAAAUUUGAAUGUGGUAGAGAUCCACAGUUUGAAUGCUCAUUUUGUCACCGAAGAACAAAACGAAAAAGCUCACUUGUGCAGCAUAUGUUUGUUAAACAUGGGGUUCGUUUUUCAAUUGAUAAAUCUUUGGAAAAUCUGUAA
Schistocerca nitens (vagrant locust) is the source of this 617-nucleotide messenger RNA. Its product is annotated as zinc finger protein 2-like. The transcript has a single exon. NCBI's taxonomy places the organism in Eukaryota, Metazoa, Arthropoda, Insecta, Orthoptera, Acrididae. The coding region runs from base 18 to 617 and encodes 199 amino acids. The record is from RefSeq and is a predicted model, not a curated record.